Molecule: messenger RNA, 1785 nt
Organism: Lachancea meyersii CBS 8951
Lineage: Eukaryota; Fungi; Ascomycota; Saccharomycetes; Saccharomycetales; Saccharomycetaceae
Source: the annotation of a GenBank genome assembly
AUGGGGGACUACCACACAGAACAGGACCGGCUUUAUUCAAAGCAGUCCUAUUGUAGAACUGAGGAGCUCGAUCCGCAUUACGAGCGAUACGAUGGCAUUAAACGUCCUCCGUGCCAUGAGAAAAUCAUUCCAGCUGAAUCGCAUAGUUUUUUUGAUCGAUUCAAGUCGAAAUUAAACCUUUUCAGAGGUUAUGAGAACUCGGAUGACAGUUCCAUGGAGCAAGACUCUACUGUGAAUCGACAAAGUCAGCUGUGGAACGCUAUAAAGGGAAAACCUAUUCAAUUGAUUUUUGAAGACAACGAUAACAGAGCCCAGUUACGUGACUCAAACCAGCCCGUUCCAAUUUUGGAAAGCGCGAAUACGUUUCUCACCGAUAAUAACCAAAAUUACGAUCGUCUUCCUAACUCCCCCAAGAGAAAGGAGGCCAUAUCCAGCGUACCAUUGAGUGGAUCUCCCUUUACAGGCAGUGGCAUCAGUGAUUUCAUCGGAUGCGAAAAUGACAUUACUGUCACAAAGCCAAUUUCACCGUGGGACAAGAUUGCGACGAAGUCUGCUUUGAAAAGCUCGACUACGUUGCAAACCAUUCAGAAGCGGUUGAUGCACAUUUCGCUCAAAAAAUCAGAAGUCUCGAAAAGCUACCAAAAGCUUUUGAAGGAGUUGAACGAGUGGUGGCAAGAUACUAUAGAAGCGGAAGAAAACAUGGACCUGAUCUCAGAUUUGCAGAAGCUAUUUCAUGAGGAUCUGGUGUUCGAGGAGAGACUGUCGAAUAAACUCAAGGAGAUCUCCAAAGCUCUGGAGUUUACAAAGAUGCGAGAAGAAGAAAUGCUACAAGAACGCAAGGAAUUGCAACAUACUAUUAAAAAGUAUGGCCGAAUGAGAGCUAAAAAGGGCAACCACAGUGAAGAAGCACAUUUUUUGAAAGAGAAGGUAGUCACAAGGCAGAAUUCGCUAUCAAUUAUCACAGGUCACUAUCAAAAUUCUUUGUGCACAACAGCUAGAGAAUUAUUUGUCAAUGCCAGUGUGGAAUAUUUUGAGACCGCAUCGGACGUGAAAGACGCCAGUAAAGCCUUUUUCCAAAACUCGGUCGAUUACUUGCGCACAAUUCAAGCUGGAAAUAUAGAGCAGCACAUUGAGGACUUGAGACGGAAACGCGCCGAUAAGCACUGGUCUAAAUUGACACCUCAAGAGAGAGAUGAUCCCAAUAGGCUUGUUGAAAUCAUGAGCGGAAUGUACAAUGGUCAAGACUCUUUGAUGAGGUGUGUUUCCAAGAAAGCACCGCUGAAGUCCUCCCCCAAAGUCUCUAACAUUGAAAAGGAGAAUGUACCUCAAAAGGAAAAUGAAUCCGACCUGAAACUGGAAUUUAGAACUGGCUUGGAAGAAUCACUGUCUCAGUUUCCUAGUGACAGUAAUAACAAAUCCAGUAUUGAUGGCAGCUUUGCUAAGAUGUCGGACUAUGCUAAAAUUCGAGCGAAAAGAAAUAUUCAAGCCGCUUCUCUCGAGUCUAAUCGAACGUUGCGAUGUGAGGGUAUCGCGCAUAGCCUGGAGGAUAAUAUUCGCUCUCGUCUGCCUUAUCCGGAUACUGCAGAUACUAUUAAAGCUCAAAUCGAAAACCUGAAGAGCGGACUUAAAGGCUACAACGGAACUUCUGACCUGGACUUCUCACGUAACGACGAUGAAGGUAUGAUCAUCGAGUUGACAGAGGGUAAAAAUGGGCUUCACCGAAAUGUUUACGAGCCUGAGCAGGAAUUGAAUCGCAACAGAUGGAUAGAGUCUCCUAGAGUGUAG